Molecule: messenger RNA, 3582 nt
Organism: Lingula anatina
Lineage: Eukaryota; Metazoa; Brachiopoda; Lingulata; Lingulida; Lingulidae
Product: sushi, von Willebrand factor type A, EGF and pentraxin domain-containing protein 1-like
Source: RefSeq, a predicted model, not a curated record
CUGACAUAGCACCCACUUCUCUCGGAGCUUCUUCGAUAUUCUAAAAGUUUUUAUUUUAAUGGACGUCAAAUGCAUAAUGCUGUGGCUUAAGAUUGCCUUUAUCUUACUUGGAUGCACCCAGGAUGUUAUUGGUCCGAUAACAAUCCCCGAUUGUCCCACAUUUGGCAGGUCCUUAGUGGACGCAACAGAACAAUGGUGUAAGGACACUACCCCGGUCACAUACACCGUGGCCAAGCAAAACUGUGAAAACAUUUGCUCAGUCCUACCAGCACCGACAAGUGCUACUGUAAAUUCAUACCACGAAUUUACCGAUGCCACUCAGCGUUGGGUAGGCAUAGAGAAUGAUGGCAGUGCCUGGUCUGGCAUGGAUCCUGGCUUUAACCGAUGGCCAGGUAAUGCAGAACCAGCCAGCAAUGGGCAGUGCCAAGCAGCUACCUUCACAUACUCCGCCUCGACAGUGUCAAUAACAUAUUCCGCUCAUAGCUGCGGGGCCAGCUUCAUAUACCAAUGUCAGCAAGCGGUUGCUCCUUGCGGUGCGUCACCAAACAUUGCCCAGGCAACAAAGGCGUACAGUCAGUGUAGUGCUACCUGCUGUUUUAUUGGUGGGCAUGUAAACUACACUUGUCCAUCAGGAUACCAGCUCUCGGGAUUUGGAGGCACUAUUAAUUGUAAUGCAGGUGGUAACUAUGACGUGGACGCCAGCAACGGAUCUUGUGAUGCACAACCUUGUAAUAACUAUACCCUGACAGCAUCUAACCACGCCACAGCCAAUGACACAAGCGGCAAUUACGUGUUUGGGUCUGUGGUACAGUUCACUUGUGAUAAUGGGUAUGGUCUACCGGGAGGAGGGACCACUAAAACACUGACAUGUGACAUUUCUGGGGCCGGGGUGGACUGGGAUACGACAGUUCCUACGUGUCAGAAAGUACCUUGUCCAGCAGCUGCUAACAUUUCCCAGUCAACCAACGACUUUACCGGGAACACAUCCGUAGGAAUCACUGUAAACUACACGUGCAAUUCAGGGUAUUCUAUGGCGGACGGCAAUAGCAGCAUGGUUAUAGAAUGCCAGAUUGGAGGAUCGUGGUCAGCAACUCCUGUCUGUUCUGCUAUUCCGUGCGAUGCCCCGCCCACCGUUGGUAAUUCCAACAAUGACUACUCCAGCAACUCCUCUGUUGGCGCCAUUGUGACGUACACGUGCGUGGCGGGUUACGAGAUGGCGGAUGGUAACAGUUCUACGUCCAGUCAGUGCAUGUUUGGACCAUAUUGGAGUACCCCGUCUUCAUGCCGAAUGAUCCCAUGUGGAGUUCCUGUCAAUGUGUCUAAUACUGUCAAUGAGUUCAAUGGCAACUCGUCUGUCGGUGCCGUGCUCACCUAUUCGUGCGCCCCUGGUUACGUUUUACCGGACGGCAACAAUUCUUACACUGUAGAAUGUCAGUUUGGGGGAAACUGGACAGCAACUCAGACGUGUCAAAUUGUCACCUGUCCAGAACUGAACUCGUCGUCUAUCAAUCUGGGGAGUGUGGACACAUACAACAACACCAACUUCAAUACCUCAGUGGGUCUGAGCUGUGAUGCGGGUUAUAUGUACCCUACAUACACGCUGACCGAGACAGUGACCUGCACAGAGAAUGGAACCUGGGAUAAGGAGUUCACAGAGUGCGUGCCUGUACAGUGUCGACCUGUUAAUGUAGCGAACACUGCCUCUGUCACCCUGUCCGACUAUUACAACGUUAGCAGUGUAGUGACCAUUACCUGCAAUGCCAAUCAUUUGAUCCCGGGAACAUCAAACACCGUUCUCACAGCAAACUGCCUUAACACGGCCAGUUGGGACCAAUCUAUACCAAGCAGCUGUACUUUCGUGCAGUGUCCCGCCCUAAGUGUUACUCAGGCAACAGCAUCAUCAGCAGUCAGAAACUAUGGCACCUCGGUCACUUUGACAUGCAACGGUGGAUGGCAGUUUAAUUCUCUCAGCAGCACCACUAUGACUGUCACAUGUCAGGCUGACGGUACAUGGUCACCAGCCGUACCAGCAAGCUGUGACCAAUUCACCUGUCCUGCUGUACAGAACGUGACGUUUGCCAGUUACAAUACCUCCUCUACAGCCUAUGACACUGUGGUUGGUUAUACAUGCGACAGUGGAUAUAUGUUUUCUGAUGGCACUGUUACAAGGUCUACCAGGUGUAAUGAACUUGGAGCAUGGACGGUCACGGGGAUUCCAGCCUGUGUAGCGGUGUCCUGCCCGCAGUUGACGCCAAUCGCAAAUGGAGUCAUCAACUCUACUGGUCUGACCUACCAGAGCGUGGCAACUUAUGUAUGUGAUAAAGGAUUUAUGAUGCCGGACGGUUCUAAGACAGGGAACCAGACCUGUGGAAUAUCUGCAACCUGGACACCUACAUUAAGUCCCAUUGGUUGUCAAGUCAUCAAUUGCACUGUGCCACCACCUGUUGGUGUGUUUGCAAACUACAGCGAGCCACUGGACGAUAACCAGACAUCAUGGAUGUACGACACCAAGAUCGAAUACAACUGCACCGACGGUUAUGUUUUCUCCACUGGCGAUACACAGCGGUUUAGUAGAUGCACAGCUCAAGGGGACUGGCUUCCCCCAGAUAUCGUUUGUGCAAGCCACCCCAUCAAGGUAGAAAAGCGCACCGCUCGCUACCCACCAAAGGAGGCCCCUGGCGCCGCUGUCACCGGAAGUGUUGGGGUGAUAUUUGUAGUUUCCGUGGUUGUGUCCGUAAUUGCUUCUGACAUAGGGACUUUUAAGCGCCAUACAUUGUGGGCUAAAGACAACAUACAAAGUCGAUCAGCAAAGGCUGAACCAGCUGGAAAAAGUGAUGCAUAAAAAUUUAAAGGUUAUCGGAUGCAGUAGGAAGGUAUUUAAUGGAGAGAUAAGCGAUGCAAACGAAACCGCCGCGUACUUUUUGUUUUAGAAGCGUUUCCAAAAAGGUGUACAAUUUGGGGACACAGCGCGGAAAGCGUGAAAAGGCUGGGUAUACGUCUGAUAUGAAAAGAAGGAAAUCUUGGACCUGCACGUUAAAGACUUGAGUAAUAAAACUUUUAAAUGAACGCACUUUGCAGUGUAAAGUAAUACAUGAGGUGCAUUCUGUGAAGAAAGUCCUCCGAAGUGAGGUCUUUUUUGUCAUUAAAUAACAAACAAUCGCAUGGAUAUAAAUGAUGAUGCUUGGGCCAUUUUUUUUUACUAAGAUAUCCUGCAAAUUUCUUCAAAGGAAAGAUUGGCUCACCUUUCAAGAAAUCAACACUUUCAAGGAAUCGACGAAAACUGGAAGUUUGUGUUUUUCGCUGUUUUCCCGUCAUGCUAAAUACGCAGACACUCUGCUUUGGCAAGUAUAAAAAAGAAGCACAUGAUGCAACAUAACAAACUCGGCAUUUGUAUGCUUGUUUACGAUGUUUUCAAUACAAAACGAUGCGUAAAGUACACUUUGCUCACACUGAUAAUACAAGGGCAGAUACAUAUUAUAUGUACACUUGUGAAUCUUAUGUUAAAAAAUAAAGUGAUUGUUUAAUUGAUACCAGUUUAAGGUCGAAAUUUUAUUAGUUACUUUUAAGUCAAGAGUUCAUUAU